Molecule: messenger RNA, 2481 nt
Organism: Cylicocyclus nassatus
Lineage: Eukaryota; Metazoa; Nematoda; Chromadorea; Rhabditida; Strongylidae
Source: the annotation of a GenBank genome assembly
GGGCAUAUGAAAAUUUCACUCUUCUAUACUUGCAUCAGAAAACAUCCCGAUCUGUUGGUGCUAUCCUUCUUUUGGCCCGCUUGAGGAAAAUGCAGCUGUUCCCAACAACUAAUGUGAUCAUUCUCGUGAAAAAUAAUGCACUCGUCAGAGAAACGAAGAUUAGAGUUAGGAAUUUUCAAAACAAGGAAAAGUAUAAAAGAAGAGGACGAAGAUUUGGAAAAUGUGACAAAGGAAGAGGAGGCAAAAGAUGAAUUGACGGCGCUUUCGGAACAGAAGACAUCCUCGAAGCUGUCGGAUUCGAAGAAACCAAGCAUAUUCAUGAGAAAAAAGAAGACGAGUGAGUGCUUUGCCGAUACGCGAGUGGACAAGAAGAAAAUUGCGAGGGAGGCCACCCAGAAGACGAUUCUCCUCGAGAGUGCCCCUCGGCAGGUUGUGCUCGAAAAAGUCUCACUCUCAGUAACGGAGCCAGGAUUCGAGGCUUGUCGACCUCCUUCGGACCUAUCAGGCACAUCCACAGCAAAUUCUUCGUUCACAUGUGCACAACUGGUUGAACAAAAGCUUCAGGAAAUUACCAGAGAGGCGCAAAAUCUUGCUGCAGCAGCUGGUAGAAAAGCUAGACAAGAAGAUCAGACGACAGUUUCGGAAGUGAGCUCUUUGGUAGCAGAUUCAGAAGACUGUCAAAGCCCGGAUCACUGCGUCAGAGUUGAAAUUGCUUCUCCUGUACUCAAGGCCAGCAAGUCAUUUUCGCCGUCACGAUCACAUCAUCUCUGCAAUUCCGAACCUCAACAUCACCUAGCAGCAAAACAACGAGUUUCUGAUUUGAAAUCCAUUGCUGAGGCAACUCAGAGAAUAUUUGACGAGACCAAGGAGAUGUCUCGACAUCAGUCGAUGAAUACGGAAAGAAACAGAGAAAGUCUAGCUGAUCGUCUUAGUAAAGGAAUCCAUGAAUUGACGCAAGGGUCAACUGAUCGCCUUCAGCGUUGGAAGACAAAACUUCAGGCUGGCGGUCAUGGUAGGAGACAGAAGGAUCAAAGCGAACCGCCACCUAUUAGAAGGCCACCAGUGCUUACCGACGCAGAAGCAAUACCUGUAUGGACUGACAGAUAUCCUCGUCCGCUACAUCCAUCGCGAUCAGCAUCAAAUGCUCUGCAGAUUAAUCAAAUCUUAGCCGCAGAAAAUCUUGGGAAAGAAGGAAUGGAUCAUCGCACAUUGAAGAUGCGUGAAAAUAGUGCAAGUCAAAAAGAUCUAUCGUUUCACUAUCAACACAUGAGCAGCUUGCAGAGCAUUAUGAAUACACUGGAUGGCUAUACCAAAGGAAACUUUGACAAUCCACCGCCACGAAUUUUGCCAAUUUCCGGUAUGAAACCAUCGAACGACGGCAUCAUUAGACCAGUUGCAUUCCGACCAGUACCGUCGCAGAACGACGAGCAGACUAAUCACCAAACAAAUAAUAUCACUCGUGUCGAGCGACAAGUAAUUCGAGGUGAUCUAACGAAAUCUACUACGAAUGUGAAUCAGAUGAUUAGUGCACAGUUACAGAGAAGUCGAGCCAUAUUCCAACCGAGCACGAGCUUUACUUCGCAAAAACCUCAAGAAAAUGAGUACGAUACCGUUCCUGAUUAUAUUGAAAAGGAAAAGCUCAGUGACUUUGGUUCAUCGGCCUCCGAUUACGGUUCAUACCAUCACAUUCAUCCUCCAACGAAAAUGACUUCAUCGACAGCUUCUAGUGGUACACAUAGCUCGGGAAGUCAACUGUCCAGUCCUCCCAGCACGAACAAGAAACCAUACCAACAAUCCGGACGCGUUUCUGCCCUACAUGUCACUCCCUCACCAAGCGAUUCGGGUAUCGUUGACUACGAGACACUAAUUCGUGACAAGGAAAAUGAACUUCGAGUCGUACGCAACACUAUGGAACAAAAUGAAGAAAUUAUUGUGAAGGUGUAUCAAGAAAAAGAAAGAGCUUGGAAGGAAGAAUUAGAACAUCUACGUUCGCGUCUGAGUGCAUCAGAAAAAGGCGAAAAUGCGCUACGAGCGCAACUUGCUGGUUGCCAAAAACAGACGGACAAUAUGAGCCGAACAAUUGACGGACUAAGAGAUGAAAAGACUGGUCUGCUAAGAAAGUGUUUCCAACUCGAACGAGAGAUGGCACAAAUGAAGCUGGAACUCGAUAAACCACGGGAAUGUGAAGAAUGUCGACUACGUAAUGGCUCUGCUGCAGCAUUUAGAAGAACACAGGAUGGCGAUGUGUCCCUGCGUUCAGAAGUGGCCAGUCUACGAGACGAAGUUGCAACGCUGAAAGAAGCUCUCACUGCCCAAAUGCAGGUGUUCACAGAUGAAAGGAAAAAAUGGGAGCGUGAUCCAGGUGUCGAUCGGAAAGGACAGACUCAUUUGAGUGAUAAUUGUAUUAAUAAUUCUUUGUCAGAACAACUCGAUUUCCGCUGUGUCUUGAGAGUUACCUUUAUACUUCCGAGUUUUAAUUAG